UGCGGGUAAGCACUGCUCGAAUGCCCGGAGAUCUCCGGGAACGUUCGCACCGGAGACAACUCACGGCGGACCACGACGCGCACACGACCACUGUUGUUGCGGUUGUUAUUGUUGUUGUUGUUGUUGUUGUUGUUGUUGUUGUUGUUGUCGCAGUUGUUGUUGUAAUAUAGUCGUUUCCGCCGCCGCCGUUACGUGUAAUUCACCGCACUCGUCGAAUUUCUUUUUGUUACUUUUUCUAGAAAUCUUAUCUCAUCCGAUCCUAAAUAGUCGACCACGAAAUACGCAAUCAAGACGGGGGACGCCUUUAUUAUCAUAAAUUCUAUUUUUCCGGUCUGGUUUCCUCUUCCGGUUUUUUUGUUCCGACCAUUAUGUAAAUUGCCCACACCGACAACACUGACGACGACGUACUUCUGCGCGUCCGUUUAACGGUUCAUCGGUGGACUGCUGCUGAAGACGAGGACGAAGACGAGGACGAGGACGACGCCGAAGACGGUUGAGGUGGUGGCGGCGGCGGCGAUGGUGACGGCGUGCUGCUGCUGCUGCUGCUGCUACGACAACCACGCCGCCACGCCCGAGCCGCGAUGACCGGCCGCGCCGCGCACACAGUGACCGCGACGGCAUGGCUCGUGGUCUGCGUCGCCUUUAUGGCGCCGAUGGCGCCGCCGGACGCUCACGCCGCGGCCCCGGGCGGCGGUAUGUUCGGUGACGUAAACAUAUCGGCGAUUCUCGAUUCGUUCAGCUUGAGCUAUGACAAAAGAGUAAGACCAAACUACGGAGGGCCCCCAGUAGAGGUCGGAGUCACCAUGUAUGUUCUCAGUAUAAGCUCCGUGUCCGAAGUACUAAUGGACUUCACGCUCGAUUUCUACUUCAGACAGUUCUGGACCGAUCCCCGGUUGGCGUUCACCAAACGGCCUGGCGUCGAGACACUGUCCGUGGGAUCGGAGUUCAUCAAGAACAUUUGGGUGCCCGACACGUUCUUCGUCAAUGAGAAACAGUCGUACUUCCACAUAGCGACCACCAGCAACGAAUUCAUCCGGAUACACCAUUCGGGGAGCAUAACGCGGAGCAUUCGCUUGACGAUCAACGCGUCGUGUCCCAUGAACCUGCAGUACUUCCCGAUGGACCGACAGCUGUGUCACAUCGAAAUCGAGAGCUUUGGUUAUACGAUGAGAGACAUCCGGUAUAAGUGGAAUGAGGGACCGAACUCGGUGGGCGUGUCCAACGAAGUGUCCCUGCCUCAGUUUAAAGUGCUGGGACAUCGGCAGAGAGCUAUGGAAAUUAGCCUGACAACAGGUAAUGUUUCAGACGAAAAAAUAUCUCCAACGCAAGUAUAAUAAUAAUAAUAUUAUGUAAAAAUUGUACCUAUCCAUAUAAAAACGUAUAAUAG
This is a messenger RNA of Myzus persicae (green peach aphid), 1387 nucleotides long. RefSeq names its product gamma-aminobutyric acid receptor subunit beta-like. Gene Ontology annotation, cellular component: membrane; synapse; neuron projection. Gene Ontology annotation, biological process: signal transduction; nervous system process; chloride transmembrane transport. The transcript is spliced from 6 exons. Bases 582 to 1334 code for a protein of 250 amino acids. NCBI's taxonomy places the organism in Eukaryota, Metazoa, Arthropoda, Insecta, Hemiptera, Aphididae. Gene Ontology annotation, molecular function: extracellular ligand-gated monoatomic ion channel activity; GABA-A receptor activity; chloride channel activity. The record is from RefSeq and is a predicted model, not a curated record.